UUGUAGUAAUAAUUUUAGAGCUAGGCUACAUCAGACACUCGUGCCUCUGUUCCUCAUUUAGAAUGUUUUGUAAGUGGCUCUGUGCCUAUAUCUCUCUCCGUCAGCGUCUCUCCGCAGCGCUGGAGGAAGUUGCAGUGCACCUGUUCUUCACCGCUGCUCGGCCCGUGACUACAGUACCCACCUAACAUUGCGCAAUGUCCCUCGAUCCGCGCGCUGCGCUAGUCUGCUCGAGGAACCCGUCCGCUCGCUCGGCCUUUUUUCUGCUUUCUCACUGUUGCCUAUGGUGUCAACCUACGCCGAGAGAGACACAUCCCUCCCUCUUCCCCCCUCAGCGGCAGCUUCCAAUUUGCCUUCGCUUUUCUCUUCGCCUCUUCCAUUGGCUUGCGCGCUGCCAGUCAAGCGCUUCCUCUUUACAGGAGAGUUGAGUAGCAACAGCUCGGAAACAUCUGGCUGCCGCAGCUCUCGUCGCUCCGCUCGCCUGCUCCGUCUUUCCUGCCACCGCGGGUUGUUAUGGAAAGCUGUUGAAAGUCAAUCGAGUUGUUUUUCUCGCUGAGAGGAUUAGACGGAGGAAGCAGGAAGACGCUGGACCUGGUUGUCUGGAGUUACAGCCGGCGCUACCACAACAGUGGACUUAAUCAAGUUGAUGCGUACUGCAGGUUAUGAAGACAGCAUGGAGUUUCCAGACCACAGCAGACAUUUGCUACAGUGUCUGAGCGAGCAGAGGCAUCAGGGAUUCCUUUGUGACUCCACUGUUCUGGUCGGUGAUGCCCAGUUCCGAGCCCAUCGUGCAGUGCUGGCUUCAUGCAGCAUGUACUUCCACCUCUUUUACAAGGACCAGCUAGACAAAAGGGACAUUGUUCAUCUGAACAGCGACAUUGUCACAGCCCCGGCCUUUGCUCUCCUGCUUGAGUUCAUGUACGAAGGAAAGCUCCAGUUCAAAUCGCUUCCAGUGGAGGAUGUGCUGGCUGCUGCCAGCUACCUCCACAUGUACGACAUUGUCAAGGUGUGCAAGAAGAAGCUCAAGCGGAAGGCCACAGCUGAGGCCGACAGCACCAAGCGGGAGGAGGAUGCUUCCAGCUGCUCGGACAAGGUGGAGAGCUUCUCGGAAGGUGGAAGCACGGGCCGGCCGGCCACCGCCGACUUGCUGCAGAGCGACGACGAGGACAUGGAGAAUAAACGGGACAGCCCUCAGGAGCCAGGGAGCAUGUGGAUGCGUCUGCCUUCCGACCGGACCGCGUCUCCCACCACUAGCCCCAGGGAGGCGGAAACACACGGUCCCAACGCUGGCAAAUCUCCUGCCGGCAGCCCCAGCAGUUCCACCGGCUCUCUGUCCCAUCGCUCAGCGGUGUCUCGGAGAGUCUCUGCUGACACCGAUUGUGUGCUUGACCUCUCUGUGAAGUCUGGUCUGGGCGGAGGUCCUGGGGAGACUAUUGCUGGCAACCCUUAUUUCUGCAGCUCUGUGACCCCAGACAGCCUCCAGAGUGCCUUGGUUCAAGUCAAGGUGGAAAAGGACACAGGCUCGGACGAUGACGAACUGGUGAGCGGCGACUACGAGAUGGAGCACAGCGGUGUCAAGGAGCCACCCAGCAUCAACGGGAAUCACAUCAGCCUCGUUGCACAACGGAGGUUGGGCCUGGAGGCUCACCUCUCGGCCCUGCGUGAGGCCUCACUGGCCAGUGAGCUGGAGCGGGAUGACAAAGGAGGCGAUGACGACACAGGGGACAGCGAGCGAGCGCAUGAGGCCACGGGGGUUGAGAACUCCCUGUUGCCUUACGUCUCCAGCAUGCUGGGGGCUCCACAUACUCAGAUCUUCUUGUGCCCCUUAUGCAACAAGGUCUUCCCCAGCCCACACAUCCUGCAGAUCCACCUCAGCACGCAUUUCCGCGAACAGGAAGGUGUACGGUCCAAGCCGGCCGGCGAUGUUAAUGUCCCCACCUGCUCCAUCUGCGGCAAAACCUUCUCCUGCAUGUACACGUUAAAGCGCCACGAGCGGACACACUCGGGCGAGAAGCCCUACACAUGCACUACUUGCGGCAAGAGCUUCCAGUACUCGCACAACCUGAGCCGGCAUGCCGUCGUGCACACACGUGAGAAGCCACACGCCUGUAAGUGGUGCGAGCGGCGCUUCACACAGUCAGGGGACUUGUACCGACACAUCCGCAAGUUCCACUGCGAACUGGUCAACUCGAUCUCGGUCAAGAGCGAGGCGCUCAAUCUUCCCACGGUCAGAGACUGGGCACUGGAAGAUAGUUCACAAGAACUGUGGAAAUGAAAGCUAAACUGAUAGCAGACUGUUUGAACUGCUUGUUAAUUUAAUGAGAGAGAUCUGAGUGGCAUUUUUUGGGGCAAGAGAGGUGAAGGUAAGAGUGGGGCAGAGUGAUGGCCGAAGGGUCUGAAUCAGUCAUUUUUCUUGUAUGUACAUUGCAAAUCUUGUUGAAUUGCACUUUACUAGCACAUGAAAAUGUUACUACUGAUUUUCUUUUAAUAUAUUUUCUGGUCUCCUUUAGGGUCUCUUUUUUCCCCCCUGUUCUCCUCGAGUUUUUAAAAAUAUGGGUGCUUGUCUCAGUAACCAACUUUGACAGAAAAAUUAUUCAUUGGGAUUUUCAACUGUAUAUAAUUUACAGUUUUUGUAUACGCUCCUGAAUUUCAAGGAUUAUCUGCCAUGAAAAGCAUAUGAAGAUUUCAGGUAAUACUGUAGACAGAGGAGUUUAAAACUAAGGACACACUAAACGGGUACUAUGGUCAUAUAUUUACCUGUACACACUUUCCUCUUGUUUGAGUAUGUGUGUGUAUUUAUAUAUAUAUAUAUAUGCACUACUAUAAUUUGCAGGUAACAUAUCUGAUGUGUGACUGUAGCCGUGCAUGCAUGUGUAUUCAUGCACAUACGCAAACAUGUACACAUAGUGUGUGAGCAGGUCAGUCCUUUAAAUCCCACGAGGAAUCUCUUAAGCUCACAUUACUUAAGCUCUUGUACAUUUUUGACUCGUUAUAGGAAACUUGACUGAUGGAAGACAAACAAGGCACUCAUGCAAUGUACAGCCUCCUUUUUCAUAUCAGUUGCCGCAUUUUUUCUAUCCUUAAUAUGAUUUGAAGUCAUUUUUUGCAUUUUAGUUGCAGUCUCUCUACAUCACUCGUUUGCUACUGAGUUUGGAUUUUACAUCGGCUGCAUUUAUAGAGAUUUCUGUAGUGUUUUAUUAAGAUUUUUCAUUUUUAAAACGGAAUCUGUUGUUGCAUGAUGUCUGACCUGUAUAUUGAAAAAGAUGUGACUUGCUGUAUUGCUGUACACUGUAAUUGACUGAUUCAUUACAGUCAGGGCACCUGUCUGUUGAAAAAAAAAAAGUACCUUUAAUAUUACCGCUGUAGAAAUUGCAUGAAUUUUAUUUAACUUACUCUUUUUCGUUGUUGUUUUGCAUCAGAGAGUGUAUUUUUUAAUUAACUCAUUUGAUUCCUUGGUAGAUUUGAGUUUUUUCCUCUCAUUAGAAAAUGAAUCGGAGGGUUCUGGUGAGGUGUUUUUUUUCUGGGCUGUGAAGAUUGUGGAAAUGUACUGACGUUAGGCUGCAGUAUCUACACGCGCGACACGAUUCGGUUUGGGCUCACUGUAGGAUUCGGAGGUUAACGAGGGGCCAGGUGUCAGCAGAGGCUGAAUGGCUAAGUUUAUUGUUCAGAAGGCUACCGUGGCUCCUCUUAGCAUCUCCUUGUGUGCUGGGUCCUCAACUGCUGUUUGUCUCAGUGUUUUGUUUACUGUCUGUUGUCAUUUGAAUCAUGUCCGCUCUGUUUGUAAUUUAUUUAUUUAUCUUUUCAAUUGGCACUUGCUUCAGAUUCGAUUGCCAUGAAGACACAUUUGUGUGGCUGAUGGUACAGCUCUUCUUUAUGGGUGUCCUCAACAGCGCACAUCUAUUUGGAGAGGCUGAAGGAUCUUUAAACAGCAUAAAGCUCGACAUACUCUGAUCUGAGUGGUUUGUGUGCGCGUGUUUGUGUUCAAUGCGUAAGAAUUUUUUUGGUCACUAGAACCUGUUUGGCAAGGUUGGUUGCACCUUUGAAGUUGAAUGAAAUUAGAAUGAUGUACAAAAGAGGCCUUUAUAAAAUGUAUAUGCUUAAUUAUUAACCUAAUUGAAUUGACUUUGUUACUCUGAAAAAAAGAACUACAAAUUUGUGAUUGUUCAUUUGUUAACUUUUUGCAGCAUUUGUGAUUUUGAAAAAUGUUUAUUCUAAAAAUGUUUUAUUUUUAUUGCAAAAUUAUAUUAGGGUUUCUUUUAUUAAGAAUGUGAAAAUUCUGUUCAUUUUGUUUGUUUGUUGGUUUGUUUCACAAAAAAAAAAAAAAAUUCAUUGUCAAAUCCAGAGAAAUAAAAAGCAAAGAAAAAUGAAAAACAUAUGGCUUAGCGCUGAAGACAUAGAUCAGUCACUCACAUAGUGCUGAAAUGCUUGAACUACUUUAGUUAGAGAGGGCCAGGGGCUCCGCACAUGUUUCGAGCAGGACAGGAGUGUGCGGCACACGGGCCUACGCAGGCCUCAGGAACCUUCCUACCAUAUAUUUGGCUGGUGCAACGGCUAGUGAAAAGGUUGAGCUUUGCCAACAGCGCACGCUCCUCAUGGUGUUUUGCACGGUGGUACUUUUACCUUUUGCACUCUAAAAUGUGACCGAAAAAAAUAUCAACUGUGGGGUUGAUUUGUUUUCUAUGCUUUCUUUUUCUUUGUUUUUUUUGUUGGCUUCUAUUGUACUUGACCGCCUUAAACUACUGUUAUCAGCUUAUACUCAGAGGGUGAAAACUGGAAACUGUCGCUGGAAUACUGGAUGACUUUCUUUUACUUUUUUUUUUGUUCAAUGGAAACGAAGCUGUGAAAUGGCCUAUGAAGCAUAUCCAUAAAUUAGACACCCCUUUAGUUGACUUGAA
This is a messenger RNA of Sinocyclocheilus grahami, 4892 nucleotides long. Its product is annotated as zinc finger and BTB domain-containing protein 18-like. Gene Ontology annotation, cellular component: nucleus. The coding region runs from base 644 to 2272 and encodes 542 amino acids. The record is from RefSeq and is a predicted model, not a curated record. The transcript is spliced from 3 exons. Gene Ontology annotation, biological process: regulation of transcription by RNA polymerase II. Lineage: Eukaryota; Metazoa; Chordata; Actinopteri; Cypriniformes; Cyprinidae. Gene Ontology annotation, molecular function: DNA-binding transcription factor activity, RNA polymerase II-specific; protein binding.